AUGUCAAACCAACUGAAAGCGAUCACCCUAACCCAUGUCCGUUACUUUAAAGGAGAUCAAUUGGGCUGUUUCUUAGCAUGGAUUUCACUAGUUCCAGUGUUCAUCAGCCUCGGUGGCUUUGUCUCUCACUUCCUCUUCCGUCGAGAGCUCCAAGGUAUGUUCUUCGCUUUAGGGUUAACAAUUUCCCAAUUCAUCAACGAAGUGAUCAAAACCAACGUCCAACAAGCCCGGCCGGAGACCUGCGUGCUGCUUGAAAUGUGCGAUUCCCACGGUUGGCCUUCGAGUCAUUCCCAGUACAUGUUCUUCUUCGCAACAUAUUUGACUCUGCUGACUUACAAAAAGUUCGGGAUUUUGUUUAGAAAGCAGAUGUUGUUAGUAGCUCUUGUGAUCUGGCCAUUGGCGUUGCUUACGAUGUAUUCUAGGGUUUAUUUGGGGUACCAUACAGUCGCCCAGGUGUUCGCCGGUGCUGGACUUGGGAUCUUUCUUGGUGGGUUGUGGUUUUGGGUGGUUAAUUCGAUUCUCAGAGGGUUUUUUCCGGUGAUCGAAGAGAGUUUUUUUGCGUGCAGAUUGAUUGAAGAAUAUAAUUGGUCAAUUGGGUGAUAUGUGGAAGGAAGGUGGCCUGCUGUUUGGUGUUUAAACGAUUUGCAGUGGGUCUAUAAUGUGUUUAAUUUGACAGAAUUAAAAGUCG
Lactuca saligna is the source of this 688-nucleotide messenger RNA. The record is from the annotation of a GenBank genome assembly. NCBI's taxonomy places the organism in Eukaryota, Viridiplantae, Streptophyta, Magnoliopsida, Asterales, Asteraceae.